CUUGGUUUUCACUGACAAAGCUAAAAAUAUCAAAACAGUAAUUACUCUAGUUUAUAAGACAAGUAAUUUUAAUCUCACCAAUUAAGACUGUGUACAUAUAUUUCUUCCCCUGGCUUCCCUGAUGUCGAUACACUUCGCUCGAUAACGGGACUGGCGUUAGAAAUUAUAGCUUCGCGGGUAUUUGACGUUGCAUGAAAAGAUAACUACAUGACUUAAUGGACUGAAAAUUCAAAAGCAAGAUGAACGAAGACGAUAAGGAAGRGACAAGUGCCGAAGACAAGAAUAUUUCUGAAGCACAAAUAGAAAGUGGUGGAAAAGGUAGAAAUGAGAAUCCAGAUGAAGACACACAAGAGGMAAAGCAAAAACCACCUGAAAAAACAUUUCCUCUCGGAAUCCCGAAGAGAUACGUCCUGCUAUUCAUGGUCUGGUUGGGUUUUAUCAAUAUCUACUCCAUGAGAGUUAAUCUUAACGUGGCUAUYGUAGGCAUGGUUAAUGAUCAGGAGAUUGUGAAAAGUGGAGUCAGUUUUGURAAGAAAGCAGAGUUUGACUGGGAUUCAACAUUACAAGGUCUUGUGCUCGGAUCCUUUUUCUACGGCUACUGGGUGCUACAAAUCCCCGGUGCCUGGCUGGCAAUACGUAUCGGAGGCACCCGGGUAUUUGGUUAUGGUGUCUUGUUAACUGCACUACUGGCUCUWCUCACACCGGUGGCUACCCGGUAUAGUGUAUGGGGUCUCGUAGGUGUMAGAAUAUUCCAAGGUCUUUUUCUGGGCGUGACCUUCCCAUGUAACCAUGCGAUAUGGAGUAAGUGGGCACCGCCUUUUGAAAGAAGUACACUCAUYGCAAUAUCAAUAGCAGGAUGUCCUUUUGGAAACAUUGUGGCGAUACCUCUCACGGGAUUACUKACCAAGUAUGGUUUUGAUAAUGGAUGGCCCUCUGUGUUCUACUGCUUUGGUAUUUCUAGCAUCGUUUGGUUURUUUCGUGGGAGUUCAUCGUUCACGAGUCUCCUUCAUCUCACCCAACAAUAUCCAAAGAGGAAAAAGAGUUUAUAGAAACGAGUAUUUCUUCUUCAGGGGAUAAAACCGAGUUUGAAGGYUUACCAUGGUAUGACAUUCUACGGUCCAAAGCCGUAUGGGCUAUCGUGAUUGGCCAUUUUGGAGCGUGCUGGGGGUAYUAUACUUUAUUCACAGGAAUGCCAACUUAUUUUAAAGAUGUCCUUGAGUAUGACAUAGAAGAGCUGGGUGUUGGCUUCUCAGGUCUUAAUGCAAUAGGAUAUGCUGUCAAUCAUCUAGACAUUGCACCGAAGUACGCAGGCGUACUAAUGGGUUUGACCAAUACUUUUGCUUCAACCCCAGGGUUUAUCAGUCCACUGAUUACAGGUUUCGUUACGCAAAACAAGAAACAAGAAGAAUGGAGAAUAGUAUUUUGGAUUACUUUUAUAGUAUAUGUGAUUACUGUAGUAUUAUAUUGUAUUAUGUGUUCUGGUACAAAGCAGUCAUGGGCUGGAGGAAAACCCAUUCUAGUAGAGUUAACACCAGAAGAAAAGGAGAAAAAAGACGAUAAGGGUAAAGCAGAAUAAAUAGCAGACUUCCGCGCGAGAGAUCUUGGAGUUCAGUUCUCUCGCCCUCCAGCGAUCCGGGUUCGAUUCCCGGAACCAUAAAAACCAAGUUAUUUGUCCUCGUAUAGACUUGGUGGUUUUACACUUGUACUAUUUAUUUAUUAAAUAUUUUUAAAAGGUGUCGAUAAAAAACAUUUUAGGAUAUACCAAGACCAAUAACUAAUAACUCAAGAUUUUARAUUGAAAUUUUAUUUGAGACUCAUUAGAAUAGACAUCCCAUAAUUUCCCGAAGACCUUGCCUAGCAGUUAUAGAGUGUAGUCAUUAAAACCGUGAAAUAGAUAUUAGGCUAAUACCMCUUUAGUAGACCCUAAUUCCAUUGUUUUCUUUUGUGUCUAUUUGACUAUUUACACGUUGCCUAAUAAUUUUUAUUUAACGGCUUAAAUGCCUUCACUCUAUGAGCAAGUUYUCAGUUAGCAUGAAUGCACGAAAACAAUAUUGCAAAAAAAUUAAAAUGCCCAACGUUCAUGAACUUUUCUCAAAGAUGAACGUUUAAUCUUUGUUUGGUACAUUGCAACCAAAAUAUUAUUUUWCCGCACGCAGUGACGUUUCGCGCCACGCAGGAUGGAAUGGGUUAAGAACGUUUUUAUUCYUAGAAAAAAAUAUGGAAUAUUUUCAGUUGUUCAACGUUUAAUAAAUGUAUAGAUGUUUUGA
Messenger RNA from Actinia tenebrosa (Australian red waratah sea anemone), 2268 nucleotides. Its product is annotated as vesicular glutamate transporter 2. Gene Ontology annotation, molecular function: transmembrane transporter activity. NCBI's taxonomy places the organism in Eukaryota, Metazoa, Cnidaria, Anthozoa, Actiniaria, Actiniidae. Gene Ontology annotation, cellular component: membrane. Gene Ontology annotation, biological process: monoatomic anion transport; transmembrane transport. The record is from RefSeq and is a predicted model, not a curated record.